CAUCACACAGGGUGGGGUGUCAGCACUGAUGGAAGCAGCCUGGCAGGGUGAGACUGAUGUUGUGGUGGAGUUGGUGAAGGGAGGAGCCAAUUUGGACCUACAGGAAAAAAAUGGAGACUCUGCAGUCAUCAGUGCUGUAGUGGAAUAUAAACCAGCCACUCUGAGGGAGCUGGUGAGGGCAGGGAGUGACCUCAACCUCCAGAACCAGGAGGGGCUCACUGCCCUAAUGAUAGCUGCCAGGAGUGGGAGAACUGACAUUACUAACAUUCUACUGGAGGGAGAACACAUCAACCUGGACAUUCAGGAGAAUGGCACAGGAUGGUCAGCUCUCCACUUCUCUGCUGAGAGAGGAGACUGGGAUACCACACAAGCACUCCUGGAGGCAGGAGCCAGUCCUCACCUCAAAGACAAGAAUGGACUGACAGCUAUGGAGAUUGCUGAGGUCAAGGCUGAGGAAGGAGAGGAAGGGAGGCCUUAUGACGAAUACAGGGAAGAGAGACCUCAGUAUAACUAUGAGGGAGUGAUUAGUCUUCUGAGGGAACAUUGCCAAGAAGAACCAACUGCCACAACCAGUCAUCAUGUGUCGAUCCGUUUGUGAGCAUUGUGCAUGUGUGUAUACUAAACUAUGCAGGAUGAUUGCCAUGUCAUGUGCCAAAAUUCACUGUGUUCUGUAGGAGUCCUCAGACUGUGGCCAUGACAGUGCUCCUCCCACUCAACACAGACAGCUCUACUGUUGAUCAGGACACUCCUCCCACUCAACAGGACAUCAUAGACACCACCCAGAUCACCUCUCAUCAGAGAAGAGGAAGAAGAAACAUAUCUCAGGCUCUGAGGAACCUGGUGAACAGGUCAGGACAGAUAGCAGUCCAGAUCUUCAAUGACCUGGACAGACGUCUCAAGUCAGCUGACAAGAAAGACCAGCCAGGGCUCAGAGCAGAGGGUAGGGGUCAGGGAAGAGAGGGGAAACAGAAAAUGGACAAUAGAAAGAGCUGUUCUGGAAACCAGACACCCUCCACUACUACUAGUACUGUCAAGUAGAUAUGUGUCCAUUAUCAUAUUUCCACUUUUUCCCAAUAUUAAUUUAAGUGUAGCAUUAUUAUGCAUUAUUUUGCUUUAUCAAAAAUACAUUUUGUCAAUCAACAUCUACAAUAUCUACAACCCUGCACUGUUUUCCAUUCUCUGAGUUACCAUUGACUGCUGGAUAAAAAACGGACCCAGC
Geodia barretti is the source of this 1219-nucleotide messenger RNA. The record is from the annotation of a GenBank genome assembly. Lineage: Eukaryota; Metazoa; Porifera; Demospongiae; Tetractinellida; Geodiidae.